This is a messenger RNA of Cornus florida, 954 nucleotides long. RefSeq lists its product as uncharacterized. The coding region runs from base 1 to 954 and encodes 317 amino acids. The transcript has a single exon. The record is from RefSeq and is a predicted model, not a curated record. NCBI's taxonomy places the organism in Eukaryota, Viridiplantae, Streptophyta, Magnoliopsida, Cornales, Cornaceae. Gene Ontology annotation, molecular function: RNA-DNA hybrid ribonuclease activity; nucleic acid binding.
AUGGCCCAUCAUGUCCAUUUAAUCACAAAGUGCGACCCAUAUAGACACCUCUUCUCUAAGCCAAUCAUCUCAGGGAAAGCGUCGCAAUGGGUUUUAGCUCUCUCGGAGUUCGACUUUACCUGUUAUGCACCGCAGGGUAUUAAGAGCCAAUCUUUAGCAGAUUUGUUCGCACAGUUCCCCAAGCAAAGGCAUGAGCCCCUCGACGAAACAUUGCCCCUUUACGAGCUCCAGGUGGCUACCAUUGAAGACAGUCACGGUGAAUGGAAACUAGCUUUUGAUGGGUCUUCCACUAGCACAGGAGGAGGGGCAGGCAUUAUUCUCACCUCGCCAACUCAGCAUGUCACUGCGGCUUUCAAGCUAGCCUUUCGUUGUUCUAACAAUGAAGCUGAGUAUGAAGCACUUAUUCUUGGCCUCCUCGCAGCCCUCGACAAAGGCAUCUCACGAUUAUGCAUGUGCGGGGAUUCCAAGUUAGUUGUUAAACAGGUGAUGGGUGAGUCUGCUGUACCUGAGCCUUCACUCUCAUCUUAUCGUACCAUUAUUCAAAAGCUCCUCGCUAGAUUCUCCUCCGUUCGUUUCUUGCAUGUACCUCGUUCCAAUAAUAGGUACCCCGAUGCACUCGUAAUGUUAGCUUCUAAGCUGACCAUUAUAAAUGACAUGACUGAGAUCCGUAUUACAAAACACAUUGGUCCAGCUACCAUCGCUGAGCUUUUCCUGACCCAAACUGUUCCGGACAAUGAUUGGCGAGCCCCAAUCAUUAGUCAGCUCAAACAGCGGACAGGGUCAGUACCCCUCACACAAUUGAAAUCACUCCAGCUCUUAGAGGGAUUACUCUACUUUCACCUGCCAUGCGGAACGUUAGCCAGAUGUUUGGGCCCUCGCGAUACUAAAGCAACUCUCACAGCAACUCACGAGCAGCACUGUGCUAUACCUUUGGUGUUGUACCGGCGACUCUAG